UCGUGCUCUGACAGGCAACUCAGUCUGUUUCUGAUCUCUGUUAGAGGAUUACAACAUAAAGCUAUGGGAGGAUCUAGUUCUAGACCGCGUCCUCUUCCUCUGCUUGUUGAAGAACCAUGGCUGCAGAUGAAUUGGGAAGACAGAGAGUCUGACCUGCAGUUCAUAAACAACUACAAACCUAAAGGUGAAGGUCAAGAGAAGUUCAGGAUUCUUCUCCAUGGACCAGUUGGAGCUGGAAAGUCCAGUUUCAUCAACUCUGUCAUCAGUAUCCUGGAAAGUAGAAUCUGUCGCAGGGCUACUGCGUGUAACACCGGGCAGGGCAGCUUCACCCGAGAGUACCAAUCCUACAGGAUUAAAAAAGGAAACCAGGAUAACGAGUAUCCUUUUGUACUAAAUGACAUGAUGGGUUUGAGCAACGUCAGUCGGAGACACAGAAGAGUCCAUGUGAAAGACAUGAAAAAGGUCAUGAAGGGUCACAUUAAGGAUGGAUACAAAUUCAACCCAGAGAGUACUUUGUCCAACACUGACCCGUUCUAUAAGCAGAAACCAACUAUCAAUGACAAAGUUAACAUCCUGGUUUCUGUCUUUGAUGCCAACACAGCAAAUCUACUGGGAAAUUCUGUUGUAGAGACAAUUCAGGACAUUAGAGAUGAUGCUACUGAGCUGGGGAUUCCUCAUGUGGUCGUUUUCACUAAGAUUGAUGAGGUCUGUCCUGAGACCAAAAAAGAUGUAAAAAAUGCCUGCAAGAGCAAGUUGCUACAGGAAAAGGUGAAGGACUUCAGCAAACUGAUAGGAAUCCCAGAGAACUGCAUCUUCCCUGUGAAGAACUACCACUGUGAGAAGAAGCUGAACCAUGACAUUGAUGCUCUGAUCCUGAACACCCUGAGACACAUCAUCGAGAUUGGAGACGAAUACCACAGCAGCUAAAAACGACCAAAAUCUAACCAGUUUAUAUCUACAGAUAUUUUAUUACUGAACCAAGCUACAAAACUGAAAGAAAAACAUUAAAUCAGGCAUGUUAAAGAGGUCUGCACAGUUUUAAUAAUAGACUAAAAUAUUUUAAAUAUUUUGUGAAGGUAUUAUACACACGCCCCUUUGCUCCAUCCAGGCUUUUUUCAGGUCAACAUCAAUAACGGUUUGAUUUAAGAUUUUCUUGCUAUGGACUGCAACAUUGUACCCAGUAUUUUAUGUAAACUGCAGUAUUUCAACCAUUAAAUGUAAAGAUCAAAAUAAAUAUGGU
Molecule: messenger RNA, 1240 nt
Organism: Poecilia latipinna (sailfin molly)
Lineage: Eukaryota; Metazoa; Chordata; Actinopteri; Cyprinodontiformes; Poeciliidae
Product: interferon-induced protein 44-like
Exons: 8
Coding region: 64-927 (287 amino acids)
Biological process (GO): immune response
Source: RefSeq, a predicted model, not a curated record